Trypanosoma theileri is the source of this 363-nucleotide messenger RNA. Its product is annotated as Tbingi protein. Bases 1 to 363 code for a protein of 120 amino acids. The record is from RefSeq and is a predicted model, not a curated record. Lineage: Eukaryota; Euglenozoa; Kinetoplastea; Trypanosomatida; Trypanosomatidae. The transcript has a single exon.
AUGGCAUGGGAUUGCGCGAUCCCCCCUGAUACCCGUGGCGAUGUGCUAGUACAAUGGUGCCUCGAUAAUGGCUGCGUUAUUCAUAACGCUGGAGAGUGCACUCCCCACACCACACGCCAUGGCCCGUCCGCGCCAGAUGUGACAAUAUCCCGAGAAUGCCGUCUCGAGUCAUGGACGGCACCCUUCUCCCCGGACAGCGACCAUUGCAUCAUCCUCUUCGAAUUAGCAGUAGGAGAUGAUAAUGAUGAACCACUGCGGUUCCUGGCCCUCGUGCCCCCAUUUAUGCAUGGAAGAAAACGAAAUGAUCUCGCUUUAGACAAAUGCCAAACGCACAGCGCAACAAACGCCUUAAAGAGAAAAUGA